Messenger RNA from Symbiodinium necroappetens, 1056 nucleotides. Lineage: Eukaryota; Dinophyceae; Suessiales; Symbiodiniaceae. The record is from the annotation of a GenBank genome assembly.
AUGGAGACCCGUGUUGGCGUUCCUCUGACGCAGCGACUAAAGCAGCGGGGAGAUCCUGACGUAGCGGAGGGCAGUCGAGAUCUUUCUGCGAAGCCCCCGGAGCCACCGAGCCGGGCUCUCUUGAGAAGAUACGGCGGACUUCGGGGGGCUGUUCUGCUUGUCCUCUUGUUGCUCAUCUGCAUUUUGGGUGUGCUCGAGCUCGUGAAUCAGAAGUUCCGGUUCGAGCCCCUUUAUGCCAACUACGAGGAGGUGACGAAAUCUUGCAGCCCCACUUUUGACAUGCCGGAGGCUCUUCGAUUAGGUGGCAUCGUGUCCUACUUCACUCAGGAGGGCGGGUCUGUUGGGCUCAGCUCGCUGUGGCCGCGGAUUGCGAACGCGACCCGGGCCAACCACCAGGCUUUUGCGACUCUGGCAGGUGUGCCCUACAAGCAGAUCACGUGGGGGCAUCGGCGCUGUGGCAAGAUGAGGGCUGUUGCUGAAGCAUUGAAGUGUAUCCCUCCUGGUGCGUGGCUUUUCUUUAUUGAUGCCGACGCUGCCUUCCGGGCCCAGACUGAGCCGUGCACCGCCAGGGAUCCGCUGUCUCCGGCCCCGAUGCACUGUGAUGCCUUGCCCUGGCAUGAGAACGGAACCGACGGAAGAGGGUUGGGCACGGCCAGGUGUGCCACAGCUGUCAAGGCCAUGGUGUCAUUUCAUGCCACCAUCUUCCGUGACAGGCACAGGGACCCGAGCCUCCUGAACAUGUGGCCCUUCGGGCUGUUUGCAAUUCGCCACGAUGCAUUCGGCCUUGACUGGCUCGAGAGAGUCGCUAGCAGGCUGGAGUCGGAGCUGCUGCUUUGCUGUCUGAGCUCCAUCCCGGAGCGGAAAGCUGCUUACUGGGUUACCACGGACUCCGACAAGUGCAAGAUCUGGCCCAACGAUAAGCACUUUGCGAGGCAUUUCCUGCAUCUCACCAGCGGCACGGAUGAGAAUGUGAAGGAGAGCGAAGAUGCGACGGAAGCCUUUCUUGGGAUGGUUGAACAGGAGACUGCGAGACUUCGGGCUUUAGGCUCGGCUUGA